AUCAAGAGAGCUGCGCGACGCGCGACUGCGCCCGAGGCAGAGUCAGCAGUCAGAAAACAGCUGAUUUUGAGAGUUUGUUUGAAAACAUAAGGAAGCAUUUAAAAUUGGAAUAAAUUAAUUUAUAAUCUUUGUUUAUAAUAUCCAAAAUGUCGAAUGCGACUAGGUCAGAUUUAGCGGGAAAUACAGAGGACGAUGAACUAACUUUGCCCAGAGCAAGUAUCAAUAAAAUGAUAAAAGAACUAGUACCAUCAGUUCGAAUCGCAAACGAAGCUAGAGAAUUAGUACUAAAUUGUUGUACCGAGUUUAUUCAUUUGCUUAGCUCAGAAGCUAACGAAGUUUGCAACCAACUCAAUAAGAAAACAAUAAAUGCAGAACAUGUUUUGAUGGCUCUGGAUAAAUUGGGGUUUAGUGAUUACCAUGCCGAAGCAGAGGCUGUUUUAAAAGACUGUAAAGCAGUAGCAGCAAAACGACGCAGGCAGAGUACAAGAUUAGAAAAUCUGGGUAUUCCCGAAGAAGAAUUAUUGAGACAGCAACAAGAAUUAUUUGCGAAAGCAAGACAGGAACAGGCCUAUGCUGACCAGCAGCAAUGGGAACAGCUGCAGGCAGCUGCUCAACAAGCACAAUUUUUACAAAUGUCAACAAACAGCGAUGAUCAAGAGGAUUAUUCUUAAAAAAAAAAAAUUAUGAAUGUAUGUGUUAUCAGUGGCGGCUCGUCAGGGUAGGCAAGGUAGGCGGCGCCUACCCUACAAUUUUGUCAGAUUUCUUUUUUACAUUAUAAUAUUUAUUAAUGUUGCCAAUACAUAUAUAAAUACUAUUAAUACACGGAAAUGAGUUGUAACAAUUAAUAUUAAUUUAAUAUUUGUAGUCUUUUAUAUUAAUAUAUUAACUACCGCUGGCGUAUACAGCGUUAGAAAUCAAAAUAAUUUUGACCGUUGGUGUAUAAUGCAUUCAUCUUCGUUCGGCGAUUUCUAGCAUCGCCUUUCAAAUUAAAUUAUGAUCUCCCACUCAGCCGUCGAUGUGUGUCUUUUGUCUCUCUCUAACUCAUCGCUCGGUAGCGAUGGAAAUCGAUGACUACGUCGAAUUAAGGCGGGGUUUAGGCGAUAUCUUCGGUCGCCUCGGCAUGCGCUUGGAUCUCGAUAGGUUUUAGAAAUUCGGUGGUUCCCAUAAUAUAUUAUUCAUCAUUAUGUUAUCAGUAUUUAAAACUUUAAUUAAAACCUGUUUAUCGACUGCCUAUUAUUGACUUCAAUGAUUGUGUACAGUGCAUUUGGUGUUCCUGUUAGAGUACAGUGCAUUUGGAUGUUAAUUUCUAAGUUAAUAAGGAGGAGAUACGGAUAAGUAUUAAUUUAGAUUAAAAUUUGGAGUAAUUAAUGUCGAUUUUCAAUAUGGAUAAUCCAAUUCAUACAAUUUAUGCGACGUAUACAAUACAUACAUUUACAAGUACUUCGGUUGAGAGACAGGUAUUACUGAGAGACAUUUUUCAUAUUUGAAACGCAUUAAAAAUUAUACUAGAAAUUCAAUGAAAAAUAAACGCUGAUCGUCAUUUGCCCUACUUUCAAUCGAAAAAGAUAUUUUCAUAGCCCUUCAACAAUCUGAUAACAUUACUGAUAUAAUAAUAAAUAAAUUUUCAUUAUUAAGAGAUCGGCGAAUCAAUUUAAUAUACAGGGUAUCCCAGAAAUAACUGCAAGUAUUUUAAGGGGUGGUAGAUCUCGAUAAAAGAUAAAAAAUUUCGUUAGUUUAGUUUUGUCCUAAAUAUUCUUAAGCCGUGUUUUAACCCAUAAGCUAAUAUAUUAGUUUUUACGAACUGGGUUAAGAUAUUAUGUAAAUUUUGGGGAACAAAUAGAUGUAAUUAUUUGAUUAUUUGAAGAUGUAUUAAUUUUGUCGCCUACCCAGUCUCACAAGCCACGAGCCGCUACUGUGUGUUAUUGAUAUAUUUUCCUAAUAUAUGUAUAUUUUUUGUAUUUCUUUGAAUUAAAUAAUGUAAAGUAAUAAAUGUAAUAUAAUGAUCUUUAUACUUAA
Molecule: messenger RNA, 2016 nt
Organism: Sitophilus oryzae (rice weevil)
Lineage: Eukaryota; Metazoa; Arthropoda; Insecta; Coleoptera; Curculionidae
Gene: NC2beta
Product: protein Dr1
Exons: 2
Coding region: 147-671 (174 amino acids)
Biological process (GO): RNA polymerase II preinitiation complex assembly; positive regulation of transcription by RNA polymerase II; chromatin remodeling
Cellular component (GO): negative cofactor 2 complex
Molecular function (GO): protein heterodimerization activity; core promoter sequence-specific DNA binding; general transcription initiation factor activity
Source: RefSeq, a predicted model, not a curated record